Papaver somniferum (opium poppy) is the source of this 891-nucleotide messenger RNA. RefSeq lists its product as uncharacterized. Bases 1 to 891 code for a protein of 296 amino acids. The record is from RefSeq and is a predicted model, not a curated record. Lineage: Eukaryota; Viridiplantae; Streptophyta; Magnoliopsida; Ranunculales; Papaveraceae. The transcript has a single exon.
AUGAGGCUACCAACAACCGAAGAUACUAGGAGGCUAUUGGCUCAGGACGAAGCUCGUGGUUUUCCAGGAAUGCUUGGGAGCCUCGAUUGCACCCAUUGGGAGUGGAGGUUAUGUCCCACCGAAGAAGCAGGCCGACACGUGGGACACAUUAAGAAACCAAAUCUUGUUUUACAGGCAGUUGCUUUAUACGAUAGAUGGUUAUGGCACUGUUAUUUUGGCGAGGCGGGGGCCAACAACGACCUGAAUGUGUUGGCGCAGUCGGGAUUAUUUGAUAGAGACAAUGAUGUCUUAGCCCCUCCUUGCAAUUUUAGCAUCAACAGUCACGAGUACGAGCAUGGAUACUAUUUGGUGGACGACAUCUACAAUGAAAUGCCGGGGGUGGUCCAUAGCUAUAAGAGACGUGAGAUUAUGCCGCUGGUCCAUAAGAAAUUUAAUGAAUACCACCACUCAAAGAGGAAGGACAUGGAGCGUGCUUUUGGUGGUCUUAAGUCCAAGUGGGGUAUAAUUAGGAAUCUUUUUCGUUACUGGUCUCAUUGCGACGUUCAGAAAAUUAUGAGAGCGUGUUUAAUAAUGCACAACAUGUGUGUGGAACAUGAGUAUCGUGAUACGCAAUGGGCGAGCUAUGAUGGAAGAGAAGAAACACCUCCAGUACAAGGUAACGUGAGAGAAGAGCGUAGUUAUUACCAAAGCCAUGCCCACUGGACAUUCUUACAAGCAGAUAUAACCGAGCACAUUUGGCAGCGUCAUUGUCUAGGAUUGCGAGACGGUGAAGUCGGCCCCGCUGAGGUGCAUGAUGGCCUCCCCAUUUCCGAUGAGGGUACUACCGAUGUGGUUGACAACGCAGAUGAAUACCCAGCUAAUGGUGAUAACUUUUAUGAGAACGGAGAGUAG